Messenger RNA from Phalacrocorax carbo (great cormorant), 5785 nucleotides. The record is from RefSeq and is a predicted model, not a curated record. Lineage: Eukaryota; Metazoa; Chordata; Aves; Suliformes; Phalacrocoracidae.
UGUGUGCCGGCGGAGCGGGCGGGCGCCACUCGCCGCCGCCUCGGGUCGGAGGGGCCGGCGGCACCGGGCCGCGCCGCGCCGCGCCGCGCCACAAAGGCCGCAGCAUGGUCCUGGUGCACGUCGGGUACCUGGUGCUGCCCGUCUUCGGCUCCGUCCGCAACAGAGGUGCUCCUUUUCAAAGGUCUCAGCAUCCCCAUGCUACCUCCUGCCGGCACUUCCACCUGGGUCCCCAGCCUCAGCUCUCCACCGACUUCACCCUGCCUCACGCAGUGCAGCCCCAGCCGGGGCUGACCCCCCACAUGGCCCCCACGCACCAGCACAGCGGCCCCCUGCACCAACCCCUGGCACCGGUGCCAGCCCUGCCCUUCCAGGAUGUGGCCGGACCCUCCUUCCUACCUCAGGCGCUUCACCAGCAAUACCUCCUCCAGCAGCAGCUCCUCGAGGCACAGCACCGCCGGCUCAUGCCCCACCCCAGGCGGGCUCAAGAGCGCAUGUCUGUUCAGCCUCACCGUCUACACCCCAGCUUCGACUUCAGCCACCAACUGCAAACUCCACAACCCAUGGGGACCCAGCCUAGGUAUUUAGCAGAAGGCACAGACUGGGACCUCAGUGUCGAUGCGGGGCUGACUCACGCCCAGUUCCAGGUCCGGCCGGUCCCUCAGCCCUAUCAGCAUUACUUAGCUACACCUCGGAUGCACCAUUUCCCCAGAAGCACAUCCUCGACACAGAUGGUUGUUCACGAAAUCAGAAAUUACCCUUAUCCUCAGCUUCAGCUACUUGCUCUUCAGGGACUGAACCCAAGCAGGCACACGUCCGCCGUGCGGGAGAGCUAUGAAGAGCUGCUGCAGCUGGAGGACAGGCUGGGCAGCGUGAGCCGGGGCGCCAUCCAGAACACCAUCGAGAGGUUCACCUUCCCCCACAAGUACAAGAAGAGAAGACCACAGGAGGGCAAAUCUGAACAUGAGGAUGGAGAGGAGUCAGACACUGAUGAGAAAUGCACAAUCUGUCUGUCCAUGCUUGAAGAUGGAGAAGAUGUCAGGCGGUUGCCCUGUAUGCAUCUCUUCCACCAAGUGUGCGUGGACCAGUGGCUGGCCACCAGCAAGAAGUGCCCGAUCUGCAGGGUGGACAUUGAAACACAGCUCGGCUCGGACAGCUGAAAGGACUGGCUGGACACACCAUUUUCCUUACCAGGUCAUAUGGCCAUAAACCCUUGCAGCAAAAUUUCGCCUUCUGAGCCAUUUGAUUGAGAAGAAAAGUCUGCAGGCAUGUUAGUGAGGAGGAGGAGGAGGAGGAGGAGGUGGUGGUAAAAUAUGUAGUGAUAGGGGAUAUUGCACAUAUGCAGGAUACGGGCCCGGUGAAAGGGAGCUGGCAUUCCCAGAGCUCAGAGACCCCGUGCUGCAGAAGAUUUAGUGUUGAACAUGAAGGAACUAGUUGUGGUAGUCUGGCCUGUCAAUCCUGCAUUUCAUGAGGAUUGUAUAUAUACCUCUCGAAUACGUAGAAACAUGUUAGGGGUCCUUUAGCUAUUUCUAUGGAUGGCAGCUGGAGCAUGUUAGCUUAAGAAAUGUUGUGUUUGAUGCCCUACUCAUCUUGUGGUGGACAUGUUGCUGUUACCUAAUUUGCACCAAAUAUUUUUUCAUAGAUUCCUUAUUUUGGUGCCUGAUUAAUACAUUGCAGAGGGGGAAUGAAGAGGUCAAGCUUUCCCACCCUUAGGGGGGAAGAGGCGAAAAAGCAAAAUCCUGUUUACGGUCAGAAGGGUUGCGCUCUUUGCCUCAGCCAUGUGUGCUUCCUUUCCUUGCAUUUACAGUGUGUUGCAAAUUUAAAGAAGCUUAUAAAAAUAAAAUUUGGGGAUGAAAUGAAUGAAGCAAUAAGGAGAAGCUUCGUUCCUGCUUAUCUGCUGGUGCUGGACGCUUUCUGUCAGGGCACAGUAUUGGAGUAGAUGCUGUUUCUUUGCUUUCUGUAUCUUAACGAAGUAGCUUGGCAUAUUGAAAUCCAAGGAAGAGCUGUCUUCAUCAUUGCCAUUGUCCAUGAUGCUUUCUCCCGCGAGCUGUGAGGCUGGCUGGCUUCAGCAGCCAGCACUGGUGCAAAACGAUGGUUACUGGAGUCAGCUGUGCUUUGGGGUGUAAAAAUGAUGGAGGAGUGCCGAGACAUGUAUGCUGCUGACUCCUCUCCCGUGCAAAAGCACCUCGGAUAACAGGAUGGGAGAAGACUCAGUGCUCACAAGGCAUUGGUGAAGCCGUAAGCAUUUCGGUGUGGGAGGGGAUGGCAGGUUGGAGCUGGGGUUUGCUGCUUUCUGGAGGGGCUGGGUUGUAGCCCUUCCUCAAAGCACAUGCUCCUGCACCACGUGUGUUUGUAUACAUGUUUCAGGCCUUAUCCUUAUGGAGAAGUGAGUGGUUGUUCAAAUUAAACCUAAUUGCAUUAAUGCUCAAAACAGAAUUAGGAGGUAGUCCCUGAAAGAGCUGAACUGUUGCGAUCCAAGCUCCUGCUGAAAUAAAGACCUCAGCACACCAACCAUAGGGUCAAAAAAACCCUCCAGAGAACUGGCAUUCACAACCAAAAAGCUUUUUGUUCUUUUCUUUUUAAAUAACUUUUUUUUUUUUUUUUUUUUUGCAUACUAGCAGAGCAAAAGAAAGAUGCCAAGGAUCAAGGGGAAUUAGUCAGGAGCAUUAUAUAUUGAAAAUGUUGAUGUCGUGGGGAUGAUUUCUGGCUCCCCUGAGCAUCUGUUUCGCUGGAUCCAAGUGAUGCUUUCCAAGUAGAAACAUUCAUAAAUUACCAUUGGAGAGAUUAUGGGAUUCCCAUGAGCUGUAAUUGGAAAAUACCAACCUCAGGGGCACUCUGAGGUUUUUUCCCAACCUGAGGUUUUCCCAACCUAAGGUUUUUUCCGAACUGGAGAAGGGAGGAGAAGAAGGGAGGCCUUCAGGGUGCAAGGAUGGAAGAUCCCCUCUCUUGCUGUGCCCAGGCAGGUAGGAGGGAGUGGAGGGGGACACAUGGUGGCAUGUACGGAAGAUAUGAAGAAGAAAUUUUUUAUGCUAAGUGUGAUGAAACCCUGUCCCAGGUUGCCCCAAGAGGUCGUCAAUACCCCAUCCCUGGACACACUCAAGGCCAGGCUGGACGGGGCUCUGAGCGACCUGACUGAGUUGAAGAUGUCCCUGCUCACUGCAGGGGGUUGGACUGGGUGGCCUCGAAAGGCCCCUUCCAACCCAAACCAUUCUGUGAUUCAAUUAUAUAUUUGCCACCCACCUCAGGUGAUGGCUUCUUAGGGGAUACGGUGGUCCCAGCCCUGACCGAAGGGCUGCGGACUCCUUGGGUCAAGGAAUGGUCCAUCAGUACUUCUGGGGCUUGCUCCAGCAGCAGCAGAUUGAAGCAGCAUUAAAAAUAGUACUAAUAUUACUAAUAAUAUGGAUAAGCAAAGCAAGGCUUUGCUGGUAAAAUACACUGUAAGCCGGUCUGGUCUGUUGAGGCGUGAGCUGGGGGAAAAGCAGGGGAGGAAUGGGGCAACUGGGACCCUGGCUGGGUUGGGAGGGAAGGAGGAGCGCUUCCGAACCUUGCGUUUUCUUAAAGCCUAUGCGAAAGUAUUACUAUUUGCCUAAUGAACAAGCACAGUUUUUAAAAAAAACAAAACAAAAAAAACCUUGGUGAAGAAAAGCACCAAACUCCCGUGGUCUCGUGUGAGUGACUGAUCCCGAGGUGCGUGCGAAUUUACAGCGUCUGGAGUUGCAUCGGUGUGUCAGGUUCCUUUGCGUUUAAAUAAUUUGUACGAGUAGGUUGCGACAAUAGGGUGAGUCUAAAAACAAAAUGAAACAAACAACAAAAAAUCUCUAGAAACAAAAUAUUGAUAGUUUACAGGGUUUUGUGAGUUUAAAUGCCUUAUAUUUAACAAUCAUAAUUUAUGACUAACUUGUAGAUAUGGUGGGUUCUUAUUUAAUUAUUUUUAUAGUUGUUUUUUUGCAUUUUUAAUUAUAAUUUAUUUAUUUAGAAAUUAAUACUAAUUUUUUUUAUUACUCCUAUUACCUCAUUUUUGCAUUGUUUCUGGGAAUGGAAUGCUUUGCAUGCAUCGGUACUUUAAAAUGAAAAUUAAACAUGGGAUGUGGGGGGUAAUGCUUAUCUUGUCAAAAAAAAAAAAAAAAGAGAAAAAAAUCAGGGUGUGUGAUUACAAACUGUAUUACUGUGGUGCUGUUACCUUGGAUACAUUCCAUAAAAAUGCAAACCUUUGAUUCUGUAUGCUGUGACAUAGUGGAAAACUGCAAUAUAGUGACUGUGUUUAGCACAUAUAUAUGAAUAUUAUUUGCACUCAUAAUCAAACUCUGGUGAUCCUUUCACUUGUGUCCUUGCACAUUGAAGGUGACUGACGGCGCUCUGCAAAACCAAAAUGUUUUGGUCGAUUCCUGCUACCGCCCUGUCCCUGAUGCUGCUGGUGAUGCUACCGCUCCUGCUGCAUGUGUUACCCUGCAGUAACACCUGGCGGGCCCCUGCUACAAGGCUGUGCUUGGGGCAAUGCAUGUGUUUAGUGCAAGACUCUGCUAAUUGCUUCAAAAGCCGAGGAAGGAAGCCCAGGCAUGGUGGCUCUGUUCAAUUUUUGAUGCCGAUCAGUGCUCAGUCUGGUUCUUCUCACCCUCUGUGCGGGCACCCAGUUGGGCGCUGCAGGGAGGAUGAAGGAGGCGAUUGAGCCUGAGGUUGGAGGCAACAAAACUGAGGGAUUCAUUGCAGUUUUUAAGGGUUGACCCCUGGUCUAGCUGAGAGGGGCUGGGAUGGAUGUGGGAGAGAUUCAGCAUCCCUUUGUAAUGCCUGACCAUGAGCAUUUGCUAUAACCUAGCUGUGAAACAUGCAUGGAGCAGAAGCCCUCAGCACUGGUCUUCUUGAUCAGUUGGUUUCAUCCCGCCUGUUAAAGGGGCAACCUCAGCUUGGAGCUUUUUAAUCCACUGGAGGUCUGUGACCUGCACCAGAGCCCUCCUGUCCCCAGGGAAGGGGUCAGCCCCAAGCUGACAUUCUGCUCCCGCAGCGGUGGCCAAGCAUCCCCAUCCCCAGCCAUGGCCAGGCUGCUCUUACAACGCACUGCCCUUUCCCAAAAGGCUCCUGAAUAUCAAGUGCUGGAGCCUUGCAAGAAGGCUAGAGCACCUUUGCUUUGACAAUAUUUUAAGCUUUAAGCCAUAACUACUCUUGGUCAGCGCAGAUACUUGGCCAUGUAUGGGCAGAAGUGGGGUUUGAUGCAUGUGCUCAGCUAGUAGCCGUACCCCCACCCCAAAAGGCUUUGGAAGCAAUUCUCUUUUGGGUUAGAAAGACACAAAAUGACUGUACCUUAAUAUUUUUCUCUCUGUCCCUUCAGGGUGCUGCUCUGCUUUGUUGACUUUGCCUUACCCUGGGUUUAAAACCUGUCUGCGUUUUUUUCCUUGCUGCUCUGUAACACUCCUCCCCUGUAGCCUGGAGCUGCGGGUCUGAGCCGUGUGGGGAUAGAGGGUUGGAUGUUCCACCCCGCAAACACACUGUAAAAGGGAUAAGUAAAACAAGGAGCAAGCAAACAAAAAUCCUCUCCUUUAAUGGCCGGGGCUGGUUAAAGGAUCACCCACAUUUUUGUACUCCUACUGCUGUUCUGUUGUGCUGUGCAACAUUUUGCUACAUAGACUAUUUUAUAGAAGAAAGCUAGAAAAAUAUUUAUUAUUAAUAUUAAAGCAAUAGUGCAUUGAAUAAAUAAAAAGACAUUAGAAAUUGUGUAAAUGCUUAGAUUCACUUUUGGUGGAUUUUUUGUACUUUAUUUAUAACUAAUAAAACAAACUGCAUUGCUAACUAUAAA